AUGAACCCACAAGAACACAUCAGAGUUUUCGACUAUCUCGGAUGGAGAGAUCGAAGCGCAUACGUCAAAUCUUUUCCAGAGGCAUUCUCAAGACCUGAUUCAAUAGAUUCUAUCUCUCUGGCAAUGAUCUCGGCGUUUGAUGACCAUAUGGAGUUUACCCUAACAGCAGCAAGUAAAGCCAGAUAUAUCGCCGCGAUGGAAAGCUCGAACGUCAGGUUCAAUGCGGACAAGAAAAGUGAGAUUUCUCAGGCUUAUGCUACUUUCCAAGAAUCCCUCGAGGCGGUAAUGCAGAAGUUAGUUAACAGCUCCAAACAAUCAAUCAAUCUCGAGCUGUUUAUGCAAAGCGAAGAAAUCGAUGAUAAUCCGUUGGUGCAAACAUGGGCAGAUCUUUAUUGUCAAGGGCCUGGAGCAACUCACUUGGAGAAUCGCGAUAAACUUCUGAAGAUGUUGGACAAUUUGCCUAACUCCAAUAGAAGGUCAGGGGACACUUCAGAUGGAUCGCACUUCCUGGACUUUUAUUCCAGCAGAGGAUGA
Molecule: messenger RNA, 534 nt
Organism: Kwoniella mangroviensis CBS 8507
Lineage: Eukaryota; Fungi; Basidiomycota; Tremellomycetes; Tremellales; Cryptococcaceae
Exons: 4
Coding region: 1-534 (177 amino acids)
Source: RefSeq, a predicted model, not a curated record